GUUCUGUGGUCCCCUAAUGCAAACUCUCUCAGAUCAGUGAUUAGUGGUCAGGCUGGACUACUAAUAUUCAACAAAAAGAACACUUCCUUUCCAUUUCUUUUGCCAGUGCAUCUCUUUUAGCUCCGUUUACGAGAAGGGUCCACCAACAAUCCUCUCAUUUUCCUCUCCGUAUUUUCUUCAAACACAUAGAGAUUCAGAGACAGGAGAAGAAGAAGAAGAAGAAGAAAAGGGAUGUUUCUUAGCCAGUUGCAGAGCUCUCAGCCAUGGAUAUCACCGCCUCGAGUCCCGAGACUAAAUCUUAUUUCUUCUUCUUCCAGAAAGUGUUCAACAGGAAAUCAUUGCCAAACCAAUUUUGGUGGAUCGAGUCUUCUGCUUUAAAUGCACGGAAUUUCAGAAUACACUUUGGUGGAAAUUGGAAGGCCAGUUCUCAGAGGCUGGGGGAUAAGAUGAUUUGUACCGCUUACAAGGAUAACAUAGAUGAUUCAGAUCCCAGGUUCUUUAGAACGAGGCAAAAUAGUGGUGCUCGGACUUAUGGAGCUGAACUCAUAAUUGGAUCUAUUUCAUCAUAUUACAUAUUCAGAUUAAUGCAAUUAAAUUUUGUAAAUUCAUUGAUAAUGAUGGUUCAAGAUUUAUCCCCCUCUUUGGAUUUGACUUUUGGAGUUAUAAGUUCACCUUUUGCUUGUGUAUCUAAUUCCUUGAGCAAACCCACGCCUCUUGGGCUGGAUGUAUCCUUCCCUCUCUUUCAAGAUCUUCGGUGGAGCCUAGCACGUUUAAUCUAUCUCUUCAAUAUCCAACUGGAAAGAAAUGUGGCAACGUUCUUUAUAGUGCUCCUUGUGGCUUGCUUCUCAUUUGUUGUCAUUGGUGGUUUCCUUUUUUUCAAGUUUAGAGGAAGUAAGCAGUCUCUGGAGGACUGCUUUUGGGAAGCUUGGGCAUGUCUGUGUUCAUCAUCUACUCAUCUAAAGCAAAGAACACGUGUUGAACGUGUUAUUGGCUUUCUUCUAGCCAUCUGGGGCAUACUGUUCUACUCUCGGUUAUUGAGUACAAUGUCAGAGGAGUUCAGGACUAACAUGCAAAGGCUUAGGGAAGGUGCACAAAUGCAAGUACUUGAGACGGAUCAUAUUAUUAUUUGUGGAGUAAACAGUAAACUGAAUUUCAUACUUAAGCAGCUAAAUAUGUAUCAUGAGUUUGCUGUUCGCUUAGGUACUGCUACAGCUAGGAGGCAAAGAAUUCUUCUUAUGUCUGAUCUUCCAAGGAAGCAGAUAGAUAAGCUAGCUGACAAUUUUGCCAAAGAUCUUAGCCAUAUUGAUGUCCUUCCUAAGAGUUGCAGCCUUAGCCUAACAAAAUCAUUUGAAAGAGCUGCUGCCAAUAAAGCACGUGCCAUAAUUAUAUUGCCAACAACAAAGGGGGAUCGGUACGAAGUUGAUACCAAUGCAUUUCUAUCUGUGCUAGCUCUUCAACCUAUUACAAAGAUGGAAUCUGUCCCUACCAUCGUUGAGGUCUCAAACUCCAAUACAAGUGAACUCUUAAAGUCAAUUUCUGGAGUGAAAGUAGAGCCAGUGGAAAACGUUGCAUCCAAAUUAUUCGUUCAGUGCUCUCGCCAAAAGGGGCUGAUAAAAAUCUACAGACAUUUGCUUAAUUAUCGAAAAAAUGUUUUUAAUCUUUGCAGUUUCCCUGAUCUAGCAGGAAUUAAGUAUAGGCAACUGAGACGCGGAUUUCAUGGGGUAGUUGUUUGUGGUCUUUACAGGAACAAAAAGAUAUAUUUCCACCCAAAUGAUGAUGAAAUCCUUCAGAAAAGUGACAAAAUUUUGUUCAUUGGACCUGUUCAUCGGAGAAGGAAACCUGAAAUUGCAUCUUCUACCAUUUUGAAAGAAGGAACUUCUUUGCAAAGUCUGAAAGUUGGAGAUGAUAAUGACGAUAUAAAUUACACCAUAGAAUUGAUAAAAACACGGCUCAAAAAUAUUGUAAAACGUCCCAAAAAAUCAGGGUCUAAGGCAUCAGAUUUGUCUCUUGGACCAAAAGAAUGUAUACUUUUACUUGGAUGGCGCCCAGAUGUUGUAGAAAUGAUUGAAGAAUAUGAUAAUUAUCUUGGACCAGGAAGCAUAUUGGAAAUUUUAUCAGAUGUACCAUUAGCUGACAGGAAAAAGGCAAGCGAUGGCGCUGGUCUAGGCAAACUGAAAAACAUCCGAGUUUCCCACAGGAUUGGAAAUCCCAUGGAUUAUGAUGCCUUAAAGGAAACCAUUAUCAACAUUCAAAGUUCGUUUAAGAAAGGUGAAGAUAUUCCAUUGUCGAUUGCUGUAAUAUCAGAUAGAGAAUGUCUUCUCGGAGAUUCAUCCAGGGCAGAUAAGCAAUCCGCAUUCUCUCUUCUUCUUGCUGAAAACAUCUGCAAUAAACUUGGCGUGCAGGUACAAAAUCUAGUUGCAGAGAUUGUUGACUCGAAAUUAGGAAAACAAAUUACAAGAAUCAAGCCAUCCCUGACUUAUAUAGCAGCAGAGGAAAUAAUGAGCCUUGUCACAGCUCAAGUGGCAGAGAACAGUGAACUGAAUGAGGUGUGGAAAGACAUUCUGAAUGCAGAGGGUGAUGAAAUUUAUGUUAAGGAUAUUAGCCUCUAUAUGAAGGAGGGAGAGACUCCUUCAUUCUUUGAACUUUCUGAAAGGGCAUUUUUGCGGCGAGAGGUUGCUAUAGGCUAUGUCAAAGAUAAUAAAAAGGUUAUUAAUCCGAUUCCUAAGUCCGAGCCCCUCUCACUUGGAAUGACGGACAGGUUAAUUGUUAUAUCUGAGCUUGAAGGAGAACAACCUAUCAUCUACGACUUGUAAACUUCAGUCGUCAUCUAUUGUUGCCCCAUUCAUUUCUUUUAGUCGUUAUUGGGGCUUUCUAAUAUAAGUUCAGGUAGAAAUUCUGGAAUAUAAUUUGUCAAUAACAGUAAGAUAUCAUGAAAGAUGGGUUCAUUGAAAGUUUUGACAGAGGAUUGUUUAUUUAUAACUGAGUCAUGAUAGUUUUGCAAUUUGUAGAUUUCUCACCAAAGGAACUACAGCUGUUGAAUGUUCA
Molecule: messenger RNA, 3045 nt
Organism: Hevea brasiliensis (rubber tree)
Lineage: Eukaryota; Viridiplantae; Streptophyta; Magnoliopsida; Malpighiales; Euphorbiaceae
Product: putative ion channel POLLUX-like 2
Exons: 24
Coding region: 264-2813 (849 amino acids)
Biological process (GO): potassium ion transport
Source: RefSeq, a predicted model, not a curated record